GGCAAUGCCACUCCUUAUCUCUUGUCAAAAUUGAACAUGACUUCAAAUGCUAAAAUACUAAAAAAAAAAUUGUCAGAUUAAAUAGAAUAAAGAAAUUAAAAAUAAAGAAAUGAACAGGAAAGGCGAAAAUACGGAGCACGCAGGGGCCUAUUUUUCACGGCACUCAGAAGACCGUUGCUUACCAACAUGUCUUGGAGAACCCAUCAUCGAUGCUCUGUCGCGGAAGGCGUUCCAUCAAGUUAUUGGAAUUAAUUCAGAUCAUACCAUUCCGGAUUAUACAAAGAAGUAUGACGAAGAGCCCAGGAACACUUUUUGGAUAUCCGUGAGCGACUAUCAGUUGGACAAGGCUUACAUGGUCUACCGCUUCUUUCACGAUAUCGGUGGCAUUGUUGCCCAAAGCUUGACGAAAACUAAUCGCAUGUACCUGAGGUACUUCAGCAUGGAGGAUUCCCAAAUCGCGCUGAGCUACGAUGGCCAAAAAAUUGGAUAUGGCGGUGAUAUUCGCGUCAAAGUCAGGGCUGAGAACCACGUUACCGAAAAUUCCGUCACUGAAUUUCGGGAGCAGUGCUCAGAGUGUAAUGGCAAUCCCACUGACAAUAAAACCACAGAGACGGCCAUCGUCUAUGUCGAGGAUAAUAAGGACGAGAAGUUAAUUUGUGAUCAACUAAAGAUGGGAAACCAAGGCGAAAAUAAGUCUAAAGGCACAAAUGAAAAAGUCUGCUUAUCACAAUGGUUUAAAGAAAAACUAUCUUAUGUGUUCUACUUUUAUUAA
Messenger RNA from Drosophila erecta, 772 nucleotides. RefSeq lists its product as uncharacterized. The coding region runs from base 110 to 772 and encodes 220 amino acids. Gene Ontology annotation, molecular function: nucleic acid binding. Lineage: Eukaryota; Metazoa; Arthropoda; Insecta; Diptera; Drosophilidae. The transcript has a single exon. The record is from RefSeq and is a predicted model, not a curated record.